AUGUCAGGGGAGAUACAGAACGAGCUGGACAUUGCCGAAUCAAUUGAAGACUCGGAAAGUGAGUGCAAAGCAAUACCGGAGGAGCGUUCAUCAUGUGAGGAUCCUCGUGAAGUGCUGGCUCAAAGCACACCGGGAAUUACGUCCUUGCUCAAGUCUGCGCCCGCUCUUCGAGACCUACAUUUAUCUUUCCGCACGACCCAAGCAAAAGGCGAGUUGGAUAACUACGAGCGGAUCAUUGAAAGUCUCGCCUAUGAAACCCACUUCCCGGCACUGGAAACAUGUGCACUUUCUGGGUUUAUGGCGAAAGGGGAGCCGAUUGUCCUCUUUCUUCAGAAGCAUCCUGGCCUUCGCUCUUUCACGUUACAUCAGUACACUUUGACCACCGGGUCGUGGACACCGAUAUUUUCUCGAAUAGAGCAAUUACCAAGGCUGGAGAAUCUCAGCCUCUCAAACUUGUAUGGAAAAUACAACCCGGAUUUAAACCAUGCAGGCAAAGCUGCAGGUCUCAAUUUGAAAAAAGAAGCACAGGAGGAAGAGGGGAUUGAGCGAAAGACGAUGAGAUAG
Penicillium soppii is the source of this 564-nucleotide messenger RNA. RefSeq lists its product as uncharacterized. NCBI's taxonomy places the organism in Eukaryota, Fungi, Ascomycota, Eurotiomycetes, Eurotiales, Aspergillaceae. The record is from RefSeq and is a predicted model, not a curated record. Bases 1 to 564 code for a protein of 187 amino acids. The transcript has a single exon.